Molecule: messenger RNA, 5395 nt
Organism: Schistocerca americana (American grasshopper)
Lineage: Eukaryota; Metazoa; Arthropoda; Insecta; Orthoptera; Acrididae
Product: band 4.1-like protein 4
Exons: 20
Coding region: 1-3255 (1084 amino acids)
Cellular component (GO): cytoskeleton
Source: RefSeq, a predicted model, not a curated record
AUGGCGGCGCGUAACUCCCACGGCUUAAAAUUCAAUCGCGGGCCGCGCUUUCUCGCCGCGCCGCACCACGUCGCUACACCCACGCUGCGCCACGACACAGAGCCGUGGAAACCCCCGGUGGCCCGCUGGGGCGCUCCCGCCGCGCCGAUGCUUUCACCGCAGUUACCGCCCAUUCAGCUCUCAUGUCACCCGCUGUCGCCGAUUGCGCUAACGAGCCGUGAUUAUAAAAAUCGUUUUUGUUGCUUGUUUCAGGAUAACAGCCCUGGCCAGGAGAUCCUCGACACCGUAUUCCGACAUCUCAAUCUCCUGGAGACGGCGUACUUUGGCCUGCGCUACCUGGACGCCUCAAAUCAGACGCACUGGUUGGACCCUGCCAAGAAGAUUGCCAAGCAGCUGAAAGGGACGGAUCCUUUCACGCUGUACUUCGGCGUGAAGUUCUACGCGGCUGACCCGUGCAAACUGCUGGAGGAGAUCACGAGGUACCAGUUCUUCCUGCAGGUGAAGCAGGACAUCCUGCAGGGCCGGCUGCCUGUCACGUUCGACCUGGCGGCCGAACUGGGCGCCUACGUCGUGCAAUCGGAGCUGGGCGACUACGACCCCCGGCGGCACUCUCCCGGCUACGUCUCCGAGUUCCGAUUUCUGUCCAACCAGACCGUCGAACUGGAGUCCCGCAUCGCCGAGCUGCACAAGGGCCUCGUAGGUCAGCUGCCAGCAGUGGCGGAGUUGAACUACCUGGACAAAGUGAAGUGGCUGGAGAUGUACGGCGUAGACUUGCAUCCUGUGCUGGGAGAGGACAAUGUGGAGUACUUCUUGGGCCUCACUCCCAGUGGCAUCAUUGUCCUAAGAAACAAGAACAAAGUCGGAAACUAUUAUUGGCCCAGAAUUACCAAGAUUUACUUCAAAGGCCGAUACUUCAUGCUUCGGGUGUGCGACAAGAACAACGACGAGAACACGUAUGGGUUCGAGACGCCGUCCAAGUCAGCGUGCAAGCACCUGUGGAAGUGCUGCGUGGAGCACCACGCCUUCUUCCGCCUGGUGCAGGUCUCGCCCACCACGCCCGACAUCUUCUCUCUGGGAUCGCGAUUCAGGUACAGCGGCCGCACGGAGAAGCAAGCCCAGCGCGACGCGCAGCUGCGCCUGCGCAGUCCGCCGCAGUUCACGCGCACGCCCAGCCGGCGCUACCAGCGGCGCAUCGUCGAGGGCGCGCAGGACGCGCCUAAAGUAGAGGAGACUCUCAACAAGGAAAACGCGCCGCCACCACCACCGCCAGUUCAAGAGCUGAAGCCAAUUUCGACAGUCCCUCAGCCAAUACCUUCGGUAAGCAGUUUGUACCGAUCUACGUGUAGCAUCCCAGCAGCACUGCCAUCAACACAACAGCGGGCAGAUUCUCCUCGCUCGACACGGUCGGCACCGUGGACACAACCGGUUCACCAGCCACACAUGCGUGGUCUCUACUCCAGUUCCAGCCCACGUUCUGUACGCUCUGCAGGACAUCACAACAGUCAGCUACUCAGCCGUCUCACACGCCGCUCCUCCAGUGUCGAGAGUCAGAGUUCGAAUGACUCACGCUCCUGCAAGAGACAUCGUCACCAUCGCAGUCGCCGAAGUUCAGACAAUGAGAGUGAAUUGUCAAAAGGCUCUGGGUCUGGCAAAUCUCACAGCCAUGGCCACCGACGACACCGACAUCGAUCUCACGGUACUCACCGGCGCGAGUCCAGCAGUGAACAGGACUCUCACCACCGCCACAGACACAAGAGCUCCAGCAAGCACAGGCACAGCAGCCAUUAUGAGCUGGUGGACUCAGAAGCACAAUGGAAGGAAGUGCAAAGAAAGCAAGCUGAAGGAGGUACUGGCAUACAUAAGGCUAAUGUCAUUCCAAGUCGAAGAUCAGGCUAUAUGAACAGUGGUAUGGAGACUGAAUCAGAGCUGUCCUAUCACCAGAAACGCAAACAGAAGAAGCACAGGUCUAGAUCUCGAUCUCCAUCCGAAACAAAGCCAAGGCUCCCAGAUGAGUUAAAGAAACAUUUGGAAUUUGAUUUGAUUGAUACAGAGGGAAUGUCAGAAGCACAGCUAAGAGAAAUUCCUUAUAAAGUGGUUGAAACAAAUAGUAAAGCCUUAAGAGUCAAACUGUCACCAACCAGUAAGAGAAGACAACGUUCCCCACGAAGGACAAAAAGCUGUUCCACGCCGGAAGAGAAAUGUCAGCCUCCCAGCAGUGGAGACAGCCCACCACCUCCCUACUCUCCUCCAGAUGGUAGCGGACCACCCAAGCCUGGCCCUUUACCCCCAGGUGGGGGAGGCAACUCUGGCACUCAGGGUGGUGCAGGCUCCGGACUGACGGACUUCCUGAACAAGAACUCCGGAUCCAGUUCCGCCAGCCCUGCAGGAUCUCUGCGUAUACGCAAUACUAACACUGAUGUCAAUGGCAUUAAUAACAACAGUAGUAACAACAGCAAUAGCAAUAACAAUAACAGCAGCAACAACAACCAUUUACCAAGACUGUCAACAGCACUAAACGUGUUGGAAUAUCGUGGCAGUAAUGUAAGUGGCAGCAGUACUUCACGUGCUGGCCAUCCAAGGGCAUUCAGUUCUGCAUUAUAUGACAAUCCUACUACUCUCCUUGGAGGCAAGACCAAUGGGCACCUGCCACAAAAUAUUAACAACUUAAAAGCAAGUGCGUCCGUUAGUCACGAGCAUUCUGAUUCGGGACUCAGUGCAGAAUCCCAGGAUUAUAGUUUAUAUAGCACAGCAAGAUCAAAUGAUGGGCCAAAGUACGCACAAACAACAAAGCUGUCAACUGUAUCUGUGCAGCCUCCUCUGCCUUCCUUAGUGAGUAAAGGUGGUGGCCGGGAUUACAGUCAACAACAACAACAACAACAAGCUAACACUCGGCCUUUUCACCAACCUACCUCCCACUCUUCACAAAGGCAAUGGGAAGAUGGUUCUUCAGGGUUAUAUCGCUCCUCAGCUUCUAAUGUAAAUAAUAACUGGAGCCAGCAGCACGGGGGUAGUGGAGGCCGCAGACGUGGGCCUCUCUACUACCAGCAAUCAUCAGGAAUCCUCAGGGACUCAAACAAGUUCAAUACAAGCACGAUGAGCUCUGUUUGGAGCAAUGACACAGAGACUAUAUGUGAAGAUGAAGAACCUCUAGAAACUCAAACAAUGUACAAGCCCAACAACGGGGAUUCAUCCAGCAGUAAAUCUGAUAUGGCCAAUGGACAUGAAGUUGCACAUGAAAUGAGUACAGAGCUAUAAUAAAAUUUGCACUGGCCAAAUUACUGAACAAAAAGAAAUUUCAUAUAAAGACAUAAGUCAUGUGUGUGAUAAUGUGAACUAAGUGUUUUACCAGUUGAAUUUUGUACCCAUCUUAUUGUCAGAAUACAGUGUUCUGUAGUUGAAAAGGAUUUAUAUAAAAUUUUUAAUACUGUGUUUUAAUAAUAGACAAGGAAGAACAAACCAAAGGAUGAGGACAAUCUGGAGAGAAUGUGUUAGUCUGAAAUAGAAGACAUUUUCAAAUACCAAAUAUUUGAAAGAAUGACUUGCAAUCAAUGUAAAAUUUCAAUUAGUACUGCAGGUAAAAGCAAUGUAUCUCUAAUAUUAGUAAUGAUGUGCCUGCAACAAGAUGAAGUAAAAGAAAGGCCCAUUCUCUUUCAUUAAUCCAUGAGCUUUCUACUUCCACUACAGAAGUGUUUACUGAUGUGCCAUGGUAUUGCUUUUUGUCCCCUCAUGUUUGUGCUAAUGUCAUAUUGUGUGUGUCUUAUUUAUGUGAAAAUGUAUUUAAUUUGAAAUAUAUGUGUCUGUUGUAUCUGUGGUUAUUGUAUGUAUGCUCAGUGGCAUUACUUAGUUUUGUAUAUAGCAUAUUCACAUUCCACUGUAAAUAUGCAUGGACUGUAAAUAAUAUUUGAAACAAAUAACAGACUGAACUACCAAGAGAAAGUAUCCCUGUAAAGAAAACCAUAUCAGAUUUUCUUCAGUUUACCAGCCAAAGCAUGUAAUAAUGGUUUAUAUAGUAGUAGUCCCAUUAAUCACAUGAGCAUUAUGUUGAAUCUCAUAUAUUUUGUUCCUCUUGCCAUAUUAUUUCAUUUUAUUCCUAUAAAGUUAACUGUGGUGCAACCAUGAGUUUUAAUGUGUUGUUGUUAUUUUUAAAUAAGGAGAACUGUGUGAAGUUGGCAAUUUCUACUGCAGUUAAUAUUCAGAGUCCUGCAAUAGAUGUGCUGUGAUACUAAACAGUGUACUGACUGACUGUAUACUUUCUUAUAAUAAUACCAUGAAGGCUCAUAUUACAAGUAGUUACCAGCCACUGUAAUGGGGAGUAAAUUUGAAUUGUGAGCACCAUUGCCCUAAAUGAAACAGAAGUUGUACCUAUUAUCAGAUGCUGUACUGAGUAACAAAAAUCCCUUUACUUGCCCAUAUAAUGCUGAUUUUCCUUUCCUCUCUCUCUCUCUCUUUUUGACAGAUAUUGCCUCAAAACUAUUUUUGAGCUGAUUUUCAGCAUUGAUAAUAGCAAUAAUUAUUCUUUGAAGUACAGUGAGCUAAUGUUAACUAUAUAAGAAUAGCUCAGAAGGGCAUGAGAGUGUAUGCUUUGUUUCCCCAUUGUACUUGCCAUAACUGUCAAUGCAACAAAAUGUCCGAGGUUGUUCAGAAGUAAAUAAGUCACUGAUACAUGUAAAAACCUUGUCAUAUUUGUUGCUCCAAACGUAAUUUCAACAGGUAUUCAGAUAGAUUGUAACAGACAUCUUUAUAACAAAAGUGUUUUUAAAAAAUACAGAACAUCCAAUGUAUUUGUAAACAUCCUGCCAGUCAGAAUGAAUGUUUAGCUGCCUCAAUUCAUCACAUCAUUAAAUAUUCCAACAUGCAGCAAGAAUGCUUAUACAAUAUUUGAUUAUUUUUAUCUCAGAAACAUGCACUAAUUUAUGAAUUAUUCUGAAAUUUUGAAAUAUACAUCUUAAAUAUUAUUACUGUUACAGAUUUAAGCUUUAUCAGAUUUUGUAUUCUAUAAUUAACUGUAAUGAUAAAUGAAAUGGCUGUGUUAGUAAACAGUCCUUAAUGUCCAUACCAUUUCAAAAUAUCCCAUGAUUCAUAAAAAGAUUGCAGUGGAAAAUUAUCCAAAUUAAACUGAUGUGGAUGAUGCUUCUUUACAUGUCAGUUGGAUUAAAAAUAAGGGGUUGUCAUAUACAUGUUUUUACACUUCACUAAAAUUGAAGUAGGUAUGGUGAAAUUUGUCCAUCAAAUGUUUCUGCAAAAUGUACGUAACUCAAAACAUGACUGAUGGUAUUGUGGUAAUCAAAUAUUUUGUAUUACCUUUCAUUGUGCUCUUUGUGUGUGAUCUACAAUUUUAUACAAAUGUGCAAGUAAUGAAAAGAUGGGCACAUUUUAUUUUUUGUCAUAUAUAUAU